GCAUGCACACACACACCUCAACCAAAACCACUCGACAAACGCACGCCACACAAAUCACCGCAACGCCACAGGCUGAAGAAGACGAGAGCCACUGGGGGAUCGUACAAACAUCCCGGUGGACAGAGUUGUCGUACGUCGUGUCGACACCGAAGUUGGAAGAGGACAAAAUCCGAGAGGCUCUGCGGGAGAGUCCGGGCUCAAAGGAACGUCAGCUAGGAGUCGUGCAGAUGAAGCGGCUGUCGGUACCAAAUGUCACGUUGGGCAUUUUGGACCGUCGUGCUCACCACCUGGGUGUCACCCAAAUUGGUUUGGAACAGAUCAGACCAAAAAGAAGUUCAUUUCUCAGCUGGCUGGCCAAAAUGAUGAAACAUUUGGCAUUGUGCGUCGUCAACGUCAGCUUUCGGCCCUCAGAAGCCGAUAACCAGCUAGACGACGAGUCAGAGCGGUCAGAAGCCGCCUUUGCCGAGUCAGUAGAUCCACAAAUCUCCAAGCCACUUACCCCCCAUCGAUGUUCCAUCGAUGUGCCUAAAAUCUCUGCUACCAGCUUAGACGCCCGAACCGGGCCUCCUCCCAAAACCAUCGAACACGCGGUCCGCUUGGAGACGCGAGCGAAGGAGGAGCAGCAGCCGGCGACCUACACCGUCCCGGCCUAUCCUCACGUCCGCUACUCGAACCGGAGCGGAUGGACCGGAACCCGUUCCCGGUCCCGCCCGCCUCGCUCUCGCAGCUGCAGUUCGCUCGGACAAAGGGAUACGAGCCGGAGCGUGAGGCCUUCGGCCAGCUUACCGGACCUGUUCCUCGUGGACUUCGAGCACUUCACGCCGGACAUCACCUUGGGGGGACCCAAGGAAACGUACCGCUUCCAAUGCCCCGGAGCCGGCCUCUACAAGUGCACGGCCACGGGUCUGGUCUUCGACGUGGACGGGGGAGGGGACGUCUUUUACGGCGUGGUCCCCUGGGACCCGGACCUCCUGGCCGGCCACCGCAAGAGGCCCGCAGGCCCGCUGUUCGACAUCGAGUGCGAGCGUCUGACAGUGCGGCGACUUCACCUUCCGCACUGCGAGAUCCUGUCGGCGGAUGAGGGGGGCCGCCGCCUGUCCGUGGGCCACGUGAGCGGCGAGGGCCUGGAGCUGAUCGCCCCCGCGGAGACCACUGGGACUCACGUCAUUGCCGACAUCUCGGGCUGCUCCGCCUUCGGGCUGAUGAGGGACGAGGACGCCCCCCUCGUCCCCAUCCGAGCCAUGGUGGCCAUCUUCGCCGAGCCCGCCGUGCCGUCCAUCCAGGUGUUUUUAAUCCCGGAGAACGUGGUGCUGGACGCGUUCCGGCGCCAGAGGGCCAGAAACAACUGCAACGAGAGGUUCAUCGAGACCAUCUCGGACUGCAUCCUGGUCCCGCAGCGGCAGUACACGCUGGCCAGCAGGACGGAACCGAACUCGGUACUUAUUCAACCGGACAGCGGGACUUUUUACCAAAUGUCUCACAACUACAAUCCGACGUUCCAAAUAUUUCGAUUUGGCGACCUGGAAUCAAUCCAUCUGACCCUGACGGAACUGAAUUCCGUGGACUGCGUCUGGGGCGCCGUGGUUCCUUUGGUACGAGCGGCGCAGAGGCGGCCCGGACCCGUUGUUGAAGAUCUGAGAGACGUUUGGUCCGAGUUCAUCCUGCAGGUAUCGAUGCCGGUCCUGGAUCGCCUGGUGGACCGCCUGUUUCAGGCCCGUGUUCUCGGCGAGGUUGACAGAGCAGCGAUUACCGGCGUAACGGAUCGAAGCCACAAGGCGCGGUUCCUCCUCUCCACGGUCAUGAACAUCGGCGCACCCGCUUGUGAGAUGCUGGUUACGUUUCUCCGUGAGGAUGACCCCUACAAUGCCAAUAGUCUCGGUUUGACGUGAGCAGAGACGUCAAUCGAUACGGCGAGGAACGACUGUACAGCUUUAUGUGUUUUAUCAACGUUUAUUAACCACAUUUUUUGAUGAUUUUAUUAACAGGUAUAACUUUUCGUGUGUUUUAGUAAUAAGUACAUCUUUACUUUUGUUUUAAUGAACAAUGUUUUUUAUCAACCGGUACAUCUUUAAAUGUGUUUUAUCAACAAGACAAACCUGCCGGAAGAAUCUUAAAUGUGGAAUCGACACGGCCGACGUCAGAAGGCACUUUUUUACGGGAUUGCUCACUUCCGUGGACAUCUUCGGCGGAACAUUGUGUGCCUGACGGAAAACUGCGACUGAGUGCAUUGCCACUAGCGUAGAUGCGCAGACUCCUCGCUGUCCAAAAGCGUCACUCUUCAGGAAAGAAAACAACAACAACACGUUUGUUGAGACAUUAACAGUGCAUGAUUAAAGACACCAAGCCAUUUUCAACACUUUACACAGGGCAAUCAUUUGAA
Messenger RNA from Phycodurus eques (leafy seadragon), 2380 nucleotides. RefSeq lists its product as uncharacterized. The record is from RefSeq and is a predicted model, not a curated record. The coding region runs from base 3 to 1889 and encodes 628 amino acids. NCBI's taxonomy places the organism in Eukaryota, Metazoa, Chordata, Actinopteri, Syngnathiformes, Syngnathidae. The transcript is spliced from 3 exons. Gene Ontology annotation, biological process: regulation of apoptotic process.